Alnus glutinosa is the source of this 1485-nucleotide messenger RNA. RefSeq lists its product as uncharacterized. NCBI's taxonomy places the organism in Eukaryota, Viridiplantae, Streptophyta, Magnoliopsida, Fagales, Betulaceae. The coding region runs from base 1 to 1485 and encodes 494 amino acids. Gene Ontology annotation, molecular function: zinc ion binding. The record is from RefSeq and is a predicted model, not a curated record. The transcript is spliced from 5 exons.
AUGGCGACUGAGGCAUCAUUUGAAUUGAGGUCCUUAAGACCUAAACAUACUUGUUCUCGAGUAUACAAGAACUCAAUCGUCAAUUCAAGAUGGAUAUCAGAUAAACUAUAUGAUAAGUUUAAAAUUCAGCCGGACAUGCCACUGCGAGUGAUACAAGAUGAAGUCAAGAGGAAAUGGAAUGUUGAAGUAAGUAGGAGUCAAAUGUAUAGAGGUAGGAAGAAGGCAGGGAAGAGGUUGUACAGUUGUUUAGGUGAGCAGUAUGGCAAGCUAUGGGAUUACUGUGAGACUUUAAGGCGUACUAACCCGGGCAGCUGUGUAAUGAUUAAGGUUGAAAAAACAAACCCUAAUUUGCCUACUAAGUUUCAUAGACUCUACAUGUCCCUUGCAGCCAUGAAGAAAUGGUUCUUGGAAGGUUGUAGGCCUGUCAUAGGCCUAGACGGGUGCUUUUUGAAAGGACCCUACAAGGGAAUACUAUUGGUUGUGUUCCUGGAGUGCCUAGUUUCAGAUCUUGGUUCACAUGAGAGGCACACUUUUCCUACAUUCAUUUCUGAUCGGCAAAAGGGUCUUAUUCCAAGUUUUGAUACUGUUAUUCCAAUGGCGGAUCACCGAAUAUGUACAAGGUUGACUGACCCCAGCGGAUGGUCACGAGCAUGGUUCAACGAAUCUCCAAAAUGUGACCUCCUUGCCAACAAUAUCUCCGAAUGCUUCAAUUCAUAUAUCUUGAAGGCUCGUGACAAGCCUAUUCUGACAAUACUUGAGAUGAUUAGGAAGCAGCUCAUGAGAAGAUACCAACUGAAAAUAGAUGGCAUCAGCAAAUUGAAAGGUAAGUUGUGCCCUAGAAUUGUUGAAAAGCUUGAAUCCGUUUGUGAAGCAGCAUCAGACUGCCUUUCCUGUUAUUCUGGCAAUGGUAUGUUUGAAGUGGAGCAAAGAAGUAGGCAAUAUGUUGUUGAUAUUCAGAAUAGGAAAUGUGGCUGCAGGAGGUGGCAAAUGACUGGGAUCCCAUGUACACAUGCACAUUCUGCCAUAACCUAUCAUGGACAUCACCCAGAGGAUUAUAUGGAUUCAUGUUAUAGCAUUGAGACGUACAAAAAGGCCUAUGCUCCACUCAUAUAUCCAAUGCCUAGUGAGGAACAAUGGAUAGGGACUGAGCAUGAUGUUUUGGAUCCGCCAAGAUCAAGAUUGAUGACAGGUAUACCUCGGAAGGUCAGAGUAAGAGGUCCUGAUGAGUCGAGAGUUCCUCAGAAUCCUUAUAGGAUGAGAAAGUUUGGAUUGAAGGGUAAUUGUGGGCUUUGCAAGGAAAGUGACCUUGUUGGACUUAGAUUGCCAAGCUGGAACAGGCAACCGACAGCACCCAGACCACCACCACCACCACCCAUGAGAGAGUCUAGUAGAAUCAAGAACAUGUUUCGGACAGUUCCAAUUAAUCCUCAACCUCCUGUUUUUAUUGACCUGACUGCUAGGUCUAUUGCUGCUAGAGAUACAUGA